This is a messenger RNA of Vigna angularis (adzuki bean), 438 nucleotides long. Its product is annotated as glycine-rich protein 5. NCBI's taxonomy places the organism in Eukaryota, Viridiplantae, Streptophyta, Magnoliopsida, Fabales, Fabaceae. The transcript has a single exon. Bases 1 to 438 code for a protein of 145 amino acids. The record is from RefSeq and is a predicted model, not a curated record.
AUGAAAGUUGUUUCAAACGGCAUUGCGAUUGUGUUUGCUUUCUGCAUUCUGCUUGCCACUAGUUCCUUGGUAGAGGGAGGUGUACCAAAGGAUGACCACUCUUUGAAUCAUCCACAACCGCAACAUUUGCAGGGGCCUGCCAAUACCAACAAAGGGAUUAAGGAUGGUGCGAUCUUUGGAGGUAAUUAUCCCGGCAGCGGCUUUCUCGGCGGCGGUGGUGGCGGUGGCGGUGGCGGUGGCGGUGGUGGAUUCGGCAGCGGAUUCGGCAACGGAUUCGGCAGCGGAUCCGGUGGCGGAUUCGGCAGCGGAUUCGGCGGCGGAUUCGGGGUCGACGCCAGUAGCGGUCCCGGAUAUGGCAGCAGUUCCAGAUUUGGCAGGGGUUUCGGAUUUGGCAAAGGUGAAGACCUUGGUAGUGGCUUUAAUGGGGAAAAAAAUUAA